UAUGGCGGCUUCGUUCAUGCGGCAUGAAAACACUACAUGACAAAGAUACAUUGAAUUCCUCGUGCAUUUAUAGUUUUUUGUUUCAUUGAAUCACAUGAAUUCCACCUAAGACAAAUAAAUCAUGUCAGGCGAAAGUCGUAGGUCAACCGCCGCUCAGUUCUUCAUUGAGGAGGAUGCAGAAGCAGAACAGACAACAUCGACAUAUGAACGGGUGGUGGAGCUCCUGAAUCAGGCUUCCUUAGCCCAGAGAGAUGCCCAAAAGAUCAGCAAUCUCAGACAGGUUCAAGAGCUGAUUGUUCAUAAAGAUCCAACACUUCUUGAUAAUUUCUUAGAUGAAAUUUUGGCUUUCCAAAGUGACCGAGCAGUGGAUGUGAAGAGAUUCGUGAUUGGCUUCAUGGAAGAAGCAUGCAAAAAAGACCCAGAAAUCCUCUCCAAGGUUCUUCCUAGCCUGAACAUGCUCUUGGCAGACGAGAACGUCAAUGUCCAGAAAAAGGUCAUUCUGUCAUCCAUCCAAAUGUUCAAGUGUACGGUACAGUGGCUGAGCAAGGCCAAGACCGCGACUGCAGAGAAGACGGCAUCGUGGGAACAGAUGCACACACUCAAAUCUCGCCUCUUUGAAAUGCUGGACUCGGAAAAUGAUGGAAUCCGAACUCAUGUUGUGAAGUUCCUGGAGACUGUCGUCCUUGUUCUCUCCAAGAGAUCUGCAGACUCUGAUGCCCAGAAGCAGAAGGAGGGGGACGUGUCCCUAGAUAUGAUUCCUGAUGGUCGCCAUUACCUCAAACAGAAGAAGCUAGAAGACCAGGGCUUGAAAACAUUUGAGAUGAUGCUUCAUUUCCUUGGUUCCCCUCACAUCUCCAGUAUCAACCUGAUGACUGUGAUGGGAGCGUUAACAAACGUAGCUCGACAGAGACCGCUGUUCUUCGACCAGGUUGUCCAGGCUUUUGAAGCCCUCCAUGUGAACCUGCCGCCAACUCUGGCCAAGUCUCAAGUAGCCAGUGUGAGGAAGAACCUAAAGAUGCACAUGAUGAGUCUCCUAAAGCACCCCGCUUCUGUCGACCAUGUCACCCAGAUCACAACACUGCUCACUGACCUUGGAGCCAGCCAGUCAGAGGUGAGCAAGUAUCUGCCGAAAGUUGACGAAAGUCGGAAGAGAAAGAAUGAUGAGCCAUCGACAUCUAGCAAGAAAGCCAAGGUGGAGGAGGAUGCUGCCGAUGAAGAAGACGAUGACAUUGGUAUGACACCAUGGUCAAGUCGUAAUGAGUCCAACCGACCAACCGGUGCGAGUCGUCAGACUGCCAUCGAUAUAACAGCUGAUGAUCUCUGUCCUCGUCUGUCUCCACAGAAUGUUGCAGACCUUGUCCUUCUCAGUAUGGUGAUGCUCCCCGACACAGCCCCUGCCCAGUUCCAGGCCACCUACACCCCCAUUGCCGCUGCUGGUACCGAGACACAGAUCAGACAUAUAGCCCGUCUCCUAGCAACACAACUGACCAUGGCAGGCAUGGGCAAGGGACUUGGGGAACUCCAGAGAACAGCCAUGGAGCAGGGCAUAUCCGGAGAUGGAGAUACAUCACCUUCCUCUCCUAGUAACUUUGAACCAACAUCACCCAAACAGCUCAUCCAAACACUAGUUGGGGGCACAGUUAGUAUUUCUGAUCAAGAAGAGUUCAAGAAGCCGGAACCAAUCACUGCCCCAGUUGUGCAGCCCAGGAAGGGGGUGAUCCGCCAGUUCAAGCUGUCCUCCGUUACACACCCGCUGGACUCCGAGAAGCUGGACUCCAUGACGCUGGCCACUGUCAAGAGAGUCUUCAACACCGAGAAGAUUGCCAUCCAAGCCCAUGUGCCAGCUGCUCGCACCAAGAUCCUGGCCUGUCUGACUGCAGCUUUUGGGGGAGAGCUUAAAGAUGUGAUGCAGACGUUCAUAUUUGAGGACCUGCGUAACCGUGCCGACCUGGCGUUUGCAUGGCUGUUCCAGGAGUAUGCCAACUGCCAGGGUUUCAGUGUGUCAGCCCCACUGGGGGAGAGACCCACUCUGCACAGCUACGACGAGUGUCUCACACGGCUGCUCACAGGCCUCCUGGAGGCUCAGGACCAGAAGGACGGAUUGUUUGGUCGUCUCAUGAUGGAAGCCCCGGUGAUCACAGACAAUGCCACUCACAUCCUCAAGCGAUACUGCCAAGACCCGGGUCGACUAGACGUAGGGAUGGCAGUGUUGAAAGACCUGAUUCUGAUGCGGCCAUCCCAGAGGCUCAGGUUCCUAGAUGUCCUGCUGGAUCUGACAUCACACUACGAGGCCGAUGUACGGAACAUGGCAAUUGAGACAACCAAAGAGUUAUAUAAUAAACCCAGCAUGCAGUUUCCAGUAGAGAAAUACGCUCUAGUUCACCUGAAGAAAUUGUUGCUACCACGACCACCAUCAGACUCCAAUCAAACCAUCCGUGUCCUCCGCUCUACACUCUCAGUGGACAUCAUAGAACACUGGACAGAGGAUGUGAUAAAAUCUCACCUGUACCUCUACCUGGGACUCCUACCAGCAAACCACAGACUCAUACACGAGUUGGCCAACGUGUACACCGCCACUUCCGCCGAUAUCAAGCGAACCAUCCUGCGAGUAUUGGAGAUACCAGUGAAGGGUAUGGGGAUGCAGUCACCGGAGCUGCUGACCAUGGUAGAGAACUGCCCCAAAGGAGCUGAGACGCUGGUGAUGAGAGUCAUCCACAUCCUCACAGACAAGACUUUGCCGUCCUCGGAGUUAGUGGAGAGAAUUCGAGACCUGUACCAGAAACGAGUGCCCGACGUCCGCUUCCUGAUCCCAGUACUUACCGGUCUCACCAAGGUUGAGGUGAUCAGUGCCCUGCCCAAACUUAUCAAGCUGAAUCCAAUGGUGGUGAAAGAAGUCUUUCACCGGCUCAUGGGCGGUUAUGGUGACAGCACAGCCAGUUACACCUCCCCCCUCACACCAGCGGAGUUGUUGGUAGCUCUUCACAACAUCGACCCCGCCAAGUGUGACAUGAAGACAAUCAUCAAAGCGGCCAACCUGUGCUUCAGUGAGAAGAUGAUCUACACACAGGAAGUGUUGGCUAUCGUCAUGCAGCAGCUGAUGGAGCAGACGCCGCUGCCAACGUUGCUGAUGAGAACAGUACUGCAGUCAUUAUCCAUGUACCCACGACUCAUCGGCUUUGUGAUGAACAUCCUACAGAGACUCAUCAUUAAACAGGUGUGGAAACAGAAGAAGGUGUGGGAAGGGUUUGUCAAGUGCUGCCAGCGCACCAAGCCCCAGUCCUACCAGGUGCUCCUGCAGCUCCCGUCCUCCCAGCUGAAGAACGCCUUUGAGAUCUGCCCCGACAUCCGCGAGCCGCUUCUUUGUCACGUGAAAGCAUUCACUUCUCAGCAGCAAGCCCACAUCCCAAAGGGCAUCAUGACAGUGUUGGAGACAGAUCCGCUAGAGGAACAGCGUAAAGCAGAAGCAGCACGUAUUGAGGCAGAGAAAAAGGCCAAGCAGAAAGAGGAAGAGGAGACGUUUGCCAGGGUGGAAGCUGAGCGACUAGCUCGGGAAAAGGUGGAGAAAGAAAAAAGCGAAAAGGAGAGAGCAGAUAGGGAAUUGCGGGAAAAGGAGAAAUUGGAAAAAGAGAAACAGAAGGCUGAAAAAGACAAACUGGAGAGAGAAAGGAAAGAAAAGUUAGACCUGGAGAAGAAGCAACAGUUGGAGAAAGAACAGAGGGAGAAGGAGGACCAGGAGAAGGCUAUAAAGAAGGAGAAACAAGAUGAGGAAGAAAAGCAGAGGCAAGAAAAAGAAAAGGAAGAAGUAAGGAAAAAGAAAGAAAGGGAAGAAAAAUGGCAUUAGGAAAAAGCAGAAAAAGACAGAUUAGAACAAGAAAGAACUGAAAUGGAGAGGUUGAAGAAAGAGAAGGAGAGACAAGCCAAAAUUGAGGAGGA
Molecule: messenger RNA, 3933 nt
Organism: Haliotis rubra (blacklip abalone)
Lineage: Eukaryota; Metazoa; Mollusca; Gastropoda; Lepetellida; Haliotidae
Product: symplekin-like
Exons: 31
Coding region: 122-3841 (1239 amino acids)
Cellular component (GO): mRNA cleavage and polyadenylation specificity factor complex
Source: RefSeq, a predicted model, not a curated record